AUGGGUUUCCCUUUACGCUUCUUAUCAUCAUUGUCGUUGUGCCUCUUGGCCCUCCUCCUCCACCGGGCCACGGUGACAAGUGGGUGUUUCAGCUUGGAGAGGGAGGCACUGUUGGACUUCAAAGCCGGCAUCCACGACACCCAUAACCGGCUAUCUUCUUGGGUAGGACAAGACUGCUGCGCAUGGGCGGGGGUCAUCUGUCGCGCCACCACUGGCCACGUAGUCAAGCUGGACCUCCGGAACACGAAUACGCUUGAUGGGGCAUUACGCGGUGAGAGGAUGAACUCGUCAUUACUUGCUUUAUCUCAUCUGAGGCACUUGGAUCUUAGCUUCAAUGAUUUCAGUGGAAUCCGCAUACCGGAGUUCAUCGGCUCCUUCAAGAAACUGAGAUACCUCAAUCUAUCUUCUACAUAUUUCAUGGGAGGAAUACCUGCUCGGCUGGGGAACCUUUCGAGCCUCUACGUUCUUGAUCUAAGCGAUGCUUUAUUCGUCGAUGAUUAUGGCGACGGAUAUCCCGUCGACAACCUCGACUGGCUCUCCUAUCUCAGGUCCUUGAAGUACCUGAACUUGAGCGGGUUAAACCUAACCGAUGUCCCAGAUUGGUUCUCAUCCGUGAACAUGCUGCCAUCCCUCCAAGUGUUAAGAAUGUCUUCCGUUGGUCUCAACACCAUCCCAGCUUCUGUUGUGCACGUCAACUUCACCUCCUCUCUUACCGUCCUUGAUCUCUCCUAUAAUAAUUUCAACUCCACCUUACCCAAAUGGUUGUGGAAUAUUACUAGUCUUACCCAUCUUGAUCUCUAUAAUUCUGGAUUCCACGGCGUUAUUCCAUGGACCAAUCUGGUUGAGAAAGAUCAAACUUUUUGCAGAAUUUUGUCAAAUAACCGACUCAAUGGGCUUAUUCCAGCUUCUUUAUGUGAUGGACAAUCAAAAGGAUUGCUUGAGUUGAGAAUGGACAACAAUCCCGAUAUAUGUCUCUGUCAUAGUACAUGUCAAAUUGGCAGCGAAGGAAGGAAGCUUGCUACAGUCACCAUUGUGCUGAUCUCUGUCGUCCCAGCGCUGAUUAUACUGCUGCUCCUAUCAUUGCUUUUUUUCUUCUUGAGGAGAAGAAAAUCUACAACAAAAUUAUCACCGCCAAUUCAAGACGCGCUUGCUAUACCCGAAACCCAUAGAUUUACAUAUGAUGAAUUGAAGGCCAUCACCAACAAUUUUGAUCUUGUACUUGGAAAGGGGGGGUUUGGGAAUGUUUACCAUGGUCGAUUGCAUGAUGGCACUGAAGCUGCAGUAAAACUUUUGCACUCACAUCGGAUGGUCAAAGGGACAUCGUCUGAGGAGUCCAUGUCUGCAAAUUCUGGCUCCAGAUCACAUGGGCUGAAAGAGUUUCAAGCAGAGGCUCUUCUCUUAUCGAGGGUCCAUCACAGGAACUUAGUGUCUUUGAUCGGGUACUGUAGAGACAGCAAUCAACUUGGACUUGUUUAUGAAUAUGCUGCUCGUGGAAGUCUUAGAGAUCAUCUUUCAGAUAAAACUGGAAAUAGCCAAACAUUGAGUUGGAGAGAACGAAUUCGGAAAGCAGUGGAAGCCGCACAAGGUCUGGAGUAUCUACACAAGGGAUGUGUGCCACCUAUAAUCCAUAGAGAUGUGAAGACUAACAAUAUCCUCUUAACAUAUGACUUUGAGACAAAGGUAGCAGAUUUUGGGCUGUCAAAGUCUUUCCUGACCGAUGCCCAGACUCACGUAUCUACUGAUGUUGUGGCUGGCACUCCAGGAUACAUAGAUCCCGAGUACUCUGCUACCUUCCAGCUGACUGAAAAAAGUGAUGUAUACAGCUUCGGAGUUGUUCUUCUGGAACUGGUUACUGGUCAAUCAGCCGUGUUGGAUCAACCAAAAAGGUGUCACUUAGUCCAAUGGGUACUAUCGAGGCUAGCUGAAGCCGACAUCACUAAGGUGGCUGAUCAAAAACUCGGAGGGCAAUACAACAACUGCUCUGUCCUAAAGGUCAUUGAUUUAGCAAUGAGAUGUGUUGAUAUCUCUGCUCAUCAGAGGCCAACCAUGACCGAAGUGGUGAUGCGAUUGAAGGAGAACUUGCAACCAGAGAACAACGAUGGAAGUGACCCAAACGCAUAAGCUAUGCUUGCUCGCCUCUCAGAUUAGAGUUUCCGUUUGUCAAAUUUGUAAAUGGUUGAUCUCUCCUAUAAUAAUAUAUGACCCAAAAUAUUACUGUG
This is a messenger RNA of Musa acuminata AAA Group (dessert banana), 2219 nucleotides long. RefSeq names its product receptor-like protein kinase At3g21340. Bases 1 to 2121 code for a protein of 706 amino acids. Gene Ontology annotation, biological process: protein phosphorylation. The transcript has 8 exons. Gene Ontology annotation, molecular function: protein kinase activity; protein binding; ATP binding. NCBI's taxonomy places the organism in Eukaryota, Viridiplantae, Streptophyta, Magnoliopsida, Zingiberales, Musaceae. The record is from RefSeq and is a predicted model, not a curated record.